GUCGGUGUAAGUGCCGCCGCCUAUAACACCGCAGAACACCAUAGCCUGGCGGGUAUUUGGCCGGUGUGUUCUCCGAAUUGUUAUUGAUUGUGAUUUUGUCAAAUCAACGGACAGUGAUAAAUAUUCGUUAAGAGAAGAGGAAUAAAACACUCGUCAAGAUGACGAUCGGAAAGAACAAUAAAAUGCUCCAGCACAUAAACUACCGAGUGAGGAUAAUCCUGCAAGACAGCAGGACCUUCAUCGGUACAUUCAAGGCCUUCGACAAGCACAUGAACCUGAUCCUUGGAGACUGCGAGGAGUUCUGUAAAGUCAAGCCCAAGAACACAAAGCAACCAGAGAAGGAGAAGAAGAGAGUCCUGGGCUUUGUCCUCCUGAGAGGCGAGAACAUUGUCUCAUUGACUGUGGAGGGACCCCCACCUCCGGAGGAGGGUCUCCCACGAGUGCCAAUUCCUGGAGCAGCCCCGGGACCUGGAAUGGGUCGUGCAGCUGGCAGAGGUAUGCCUGCCAAUGUUGCUGGAGUGCCUGCUGGCCUCCAGGGGCCAGUCAGAGGGGUUGGAGGACCCUCCCAGCAGAUAAUGACCCCUGCUGGUAGGGGACAGGUGUCUGCACCACCUCAGAUGCAUCCUGGAGCUCCUCCAAGAAUGCCAGUCAGUGGGCCACCACCUGGAAUGAUGGGCCCACCGCCUGGAAUGAUGGGAAUGCCACCGGGAAUGCCACCUAUGGGACGUGGAGGGCCUCCCAUGGGGCCCCCUGGAAUGAGAGGACCUCCUCCAGGAAUGAUGCGCGGAGGACCACCACCUCGUCCAUAUUAAUAAACAUAAUGCCUCAUUCCUAAUAAAAUAAUAAACGAUUAAAUGAAUACAGAGAAAAACAAUAAAUUUUCUAACAUUGAUAAUGAGAUAGACGAUAAGAAAUAAAAAAUACUGAGUUCACGGGAA
This is a messenger RNA of Diachasmimorpha longicaudata, 938 nucleotides long. RefSeq names its product Small ribonucleoprotein particle protein SmB (gene SmB). Gene Ontology annotation, cellular component: U1 snRNP; U2-type prespliceosome; U2 snRNP. Bases 159 to 812 code for a protein of 217 amino acids. Gene Ontology annotation, molecular function: RNA binding. Lineage: Eukaryota; Metazoa; Arthropoda; Insecta; Hymenoptera; Braconidae. Gene Ontology annotation, biological process: mRNA splicing, via spliceosome. The record is from RefSeq and is a predicted model, not a curated record. The transcript has 3 exons.